AUGGACGUUCAAUUCCAAAUUCGGCAAAAUGCCAUGGAAAUGCAAGAGUACAUGAAGGACCUGUUCGACUGGCAAAAGUCAAUAAAGAAGAAGGAGAGAGCCCUCGUCGCCAGCGCUUCUUCAGGAGAUUCGCAGCGGUCCACGGCCCCCGCUCCGCGAGGCCGCGCCAGCGGGGCAGUCGCAACCCCAACCGCGGAGCUCAUGCAACCCGCGAUGGGGCCCAAGACCCGUGGCACGGUAUCCACAGCCCCUUCUGCAGCCAAAGCCAGUCAAGGCACUUCGAGUGCUGCAGCCGACAAGAAAACCGCAGCAGCGCAUACCUACACCUCGUACGGAAAGUGGGACAAAUUUGACGUUGACGCGGCGCUUGCCUCAGACGACGAUGAGCAGCAACCAAACAACGCUGCAACAUCUAGCAGCAAGAAACGAUCCCAGCCGGAUGCUGCUGCAGGAGCAGCAGCUGCCGGGGGCUCCAGCAGCAAACCCAACGAGGAUCUGCUCAAGCCCGUUGCCACCACCCGCCUAACGAAGCCCGGCGGUGUGGCUGGCGGCGGCGGCAGCACAGCGCCACCACCAGCGCCAGCAGCGUCGCCGCAGCUCCCCAAACCCCCCGCAGACCCCCGUACCCCCGCGACGGAGCUGCCGCCCAUCCGCAACAGCCAGCCCACCACCGCCGACGCGUGGCGCGCUCGUGGCAACGACCUAUUCAAGGCCGGGCAGUACGACAGCGCAUACGAGUGCUACAGCCGAUCUGUGGAGCUGCAGCCCACGUGCCUGGGUCAUGCCAACCGGGCCAUGGCGCUGCUCAAGCUGAGGCGGUGGCAGGAAGCGGUGGAGGACUGCACCCGCGCGAUUGAUCUGGACCCCUCCUACGUGAAAGCCUACCAGCGCCGCGCCGCUGCCCAUCGCCAGCUGGGGGCCUCGCUAGACGCAGCGCGGGACUGGGAGCAGGCGCUGAGACUGGAGCCGGAGAACCGCGCGAGUGCGGCCGAUCGGGACUCCUCAGUGGAGCAGCUGCUGACAGAGCAGAAGCUACAGCCGCCGUCGCGGCGCGUCUCGGUGCCCAUUCAGUGGAAGCUGCCGCCGGCGCCGGCGGCCGUGCAAGCGCAUCCGGCGCACGCGCCGGCGGCGGCGGCGCAGCAGGACGCCGCGAGCACUGCAACGCCUGGCGGAGGCGGGGCAGCCAGGACAGCGCGGGGAGCAGCGGCCCCUGCCGCGGCGGCGGCAGCCGCCGCCGCCGCUGCUGCCGCCGCCGCGAAAGGUGUCCCGCGCACCAGCGUUGAGUUCGAGGGUGCAUGGCGAGGUAUGGCAGGCGAUGUUCGCCGCCAGGCAGCCUACCUGGCUGCCAUACCACCUGCAAGCCUGCCAUCCAUCUUCAAGAACAGCCUCACGGCGCCUGUACUGGCGUCGCUGGUCCGGUGUCUGCUAGCUGCCAUGGCGCUAUCACCGGCGGACGCCAUGUCACCGCCAUCGCCAUCUUCCCCUUCCGCAGCGGCAGGCAUGACCCGGGUGGCUCGGUUCGACCUGAUGGUGAUGUCUUUACCGCCCAGAGAAAAACAGGAACUACGUGCUGCGUGGGACGUCCUGCUUUCGCAGCUACGGCUGCGGCGGAGCGCUAACGGGGCCGAGGGCGCGGUCGGUCGCCAGCGACCACUACAAAACUGGCAGAAUAAGCUCCCCGGGGGCCUCCAACUGCCAACGGUCAUCACCAUUGGUAUCUGCUUCCUCCGCAUGGGGAGGGAACCGGAUACCACGUUCCAAGUGCCUAUCAUCGCUCGAACGGCUGUGGCAUCGCCGCCACCGGGGCAGCUGUCGGUGACGGGAAUGGCGAUCACGGUGAUUGUGUGGGACAUCCUCCCGGCGACGAUCUGUUCUGCUCUGAUGGUGUUGGUAAUCUUGGUGGUAAUGGCGACGGUGGUGGUGGCUGCUGAACGGCUGG
This is a messenger RNA of Volvox carteri f. nagariensis, 1939 nucleotides long. RefSeq lists its product as uncharacterized. Gene Ontology annotation, molecular function: protein binding. The transcript has 6 exons. The annotation marks the transcript as partial. The record is from RefSeq and is a predicted model, not a curated record. Lineage: Eukaryota; Viridiplantae; Chlorophyta; Chlorophyceae; Chlamydomonadales; Volvocaceae.